Rotaria sordida is the source of this 831-nucleotide messenger RNA. NCBI's taxonomy places the organism in Eukaryota, Metazoa, Rotifera, Eurotatoria, Philodinida, Philodinidae. The record is from the annotation of a GenBank genome assembly.
AUGAAUAUCAUUAGAAAAAUAUCACAAUUUCGUCUAGGCACACUCAAUAUUCAUUUCUUUACUGACUUAAAAGGACAAUCUAAUGUUUAUCGUCUUGCUCAACUUAUCAAGCCAAUGUCAUUUGAUGUAAUUGGUCUUCAAGAAGUGCUUCAUACUGAUCAGCCACCAGGUACUGUUGCUGAAAAGUAUUACCAGUUUCAAUUACUCUCCGAUCUACUUCAGUUACCUUACAUUGCAUUUUGUAAUACUUCACAUAGAUUUGGUAAUGCAAUUCUUUCACGAUUUCCAUUAAAAACUAGCAUCAAUUAUCUUACAGAAGCAAUCGAAAAUCACGAUAUACGUGGAAUGUUAGUAGUACAAGUCAAUCAUGAGUUCUUUAAUGAUAAUGAUGCUAGAUUGUAUGUAACUCAUUUAGAUCAACUUAGUGAACAAGUACGUUUAAAACAAAUGGAACAAUUUGAAAAACAUAUAUAUGACUCAGGUCUUCAAUUAAUUGUAGGUGAUUUUAAUUCAUUGACAUUUGAUGAUUAUUCCAAUGAUUAUUUUAAUGUUAAUAUUCAUGAUGUACGUCAACGAAAUUCAUGGGAAAAUCCAUUCAAUUUAGUAACAAAUAAAAUGAAAACAAAUGGAUAUUAUGAUUGUUGGCGAGAAAUGAAUAAAGAAUAUAUUGAUCAUCAAGUUAUGACAUGUAUAUAUAAGACACGAAUUGAUUAUAUUUGGAGACGAGGAGAACUAAAGAAUGGAUGGGAAAUGAAUGAAUGUCGAAUUUUUUCAACUGAAGAUGCAACCGAUCAUAAUGGUGUAUUAGUUGAUUUUAUAAAAACUAGCUAA